AUGGAUAGCCUUGAGGCGCUUGCGACGCUGCUGUGUCGUGCAUCUGCAUCCUUGCAGGGACUUGACCUCUCAUGCACGGGGCUUGGAAGUGUCGGCGCGUCGCUACUCACAGACGGUUAUGCCCUGGCUGACGCUGGUGCUGGCGUGACUGGAGCGGCCUCGCCCCUACGCUCGUUGACGGCGUUGCAGGAGAUACGAUUAUCCAGCUGCCGUAUCGAUGCAGACGGCUUUGAGGCUCUUGCUGAUGCCUUCCCUGUCAUGUCGUCUCUGAAGCGCGUGUUUUUGGAUGGCAACGCCGUCAGAAGGGCGGAUGCCAUUGUGUCUCUGCUUGGAGCACUGGUGGAGUUGCCCUCACUGAGGUUUGUUGGGUUGUACGGUUCCGUGCCACGCCACCUCACAAGCACCGUUGAGGCCUCAAGUGGAUGUGUCGCCCUGCGACGUGGAGGUGUGAUUGUGCACUUUUAG
Molecule: messenger RNA, 465 nt
Organism: Trypanosoma rangeli
Lineage: Eukaryota; Euglenozoa; Kinetoplastea; Trypanosomatida; Trypanosomatidae
Product: putative leucine-rich repeat protein (LRRP)
Exons: 1
Coding region: 1-465 (154 amino acids)
Molecular function (GO): protein binding
Source: RefSeq, a predicted model, not a curated record